This is a messenger RNA of Colius striatus (speckled mousebird), 940 nucleotides long. Its product is annotated as histone H5. Bases 210 to 788 code for a protein of 192 amino acids. The record is from RefSeq and is a predicted model, not a curated record. Gene Ontology annotation, biological process: nucleosome assembly; negative regulation of DNA recombination; chromosome condensation. Gene Ontology annotation, cellular component: nucleus; nucleosome. The transcript has a single exon. Gene Ontology annotation, molecular function: structural constituent of chromatin; nucleosomal DNA binding; double-stranded DNA binding. NCBI's taxonomy places the organism in Eukaryota, Metazoa, Chordata, Aves, Coliiformes, Coliidae.
GGGCGCCGCCUCAGAGGCGGCAGCGGCAGGAGCGGGAGCAGAGCCCCGGCACCUGCCCCUGCAGCAAACGGCUCCGCGGCGGCCGUUACCCACCGCUCCUUCCUCAGCCUCUCCCCGCCCAAGGGCGGGGGGCACGGGCCGGGCGGGCCAGGCACCCCUUCUUUCGGGAGCGGAUAACGGAGCGAGCGUCGUGGGGGCGAAGCGGAACCAUGACAGAGACCUUGGUGCUGCCCCCGGCUCCGGCCACCAAACCCAAACGGGCCAGGGCGGUGCGGCGGCCGGCGGCCCACCCUGCCUACUCGGUGAUGAUAGCGGCGGCCAUCCGCGCCGAGAAGAGCCGCGGCGGCUCCUCCCGCCAGUCCAUCCAGAAGUACGUGAAGAGCCACUACAAGGUGGGCCAGCAGGCUGACGCUCAGAUCAAGCUCGCCAUCCGCCGCAUGCUCGCCACCGGCAUCCUCAAGCAGACCAAAGGGGUCGGCGCCUCCGGCUCCUUCCGCCUGGCCAAGGCUGACAAGGCCAAGAAGUCCCCGGCCAGGAAGAAGAAGAAGGCAGCCAGGAGAUCCACCUCGCCCCGCAAAGCGGCUAGGCCCAGGAAAUCUAAGUCACCGGCGAGGAAGUCCAAGUCUCCUGCCAGGAAGGCCAGGAAGAAGUCGAGGGCCAGUCCGAAGAAAGCCAAGAAGCCAAAGACUGUUAAGGCCAAGUCGCUGAAGGCUUCCAAGCCCAAGAAGGCAAAGCGGUCGAAACCCAGAGCCAAGUCCAGCGCCCGGAAAUCGCCCAAGAAGAAGUGAGAAGUCUACAGGCGCUUCGGUACUCUCCCCGUUGGUUUCUGUAAAUAACUUUGCCGUUUAUUUUUACCCCUUUCUGUUGCAUUUUAUAAAGAAUUGGUCCAUUCCUGUGCGGAAACAGCUAAAACAAGGCAGUAAAUGAGAGAAAAAAGAAA